GGCGGUGGUGGCGGUGGUGCUAAAUACCGGGAGCGGGCUGGAGCGCAGCGGUCGGGUGUGGCGGUGACGGUGCCUAAAGGCUGUGCCGGUUUUCGUCUCCUCCUCCUCCUCGUCGGCGGCGGCGGUGGACGGCUUCGGGGUGGCAGGGGCGUAGGGAUUCAGCAGUCUGCAGUCUUCAGUCGUAGAAUCAGCGUGUGGAGUUGGUUGGAAGCUUUGCAAGAUGAUUGAGGGGAGGAGGCAUUCGGUUGACAUCCCGAUUUCGAGGGCUCUAGUCGCCGUCAUGAGGUCCAGAUCUCUGAGGGACCCAGACACCAACUCGCUGGCCAAGUACUCGGCUAAGAAGACCAUAUGGGAAGGGUGUUCCCUCGAGGAAGAUGACGUCGAGGCAAGCAAUUAUGGCAGGCACAGCUUCAGCUACAACAUGUAUGAUCAUGUUCAGAGGAGGAGGGAGGAGUUUGGCGGCCGCCUAGCCAACUCGCCGAUCAACAUAAUCAAGGCCAACGCGAGGGUGAAGGCGGCGCUUCAUAACCAGAACUGCUGCUCUGCGAUCUCCGGGAUGUCGAGGGCGGCCAAGGACAGGGCUUUCUCUCUGGUGAUCGAAGGGGAAGAGCUCGGUCGGAGUGAGCCCCAGGAAGGCGCGAGAAGCUUGCUCCAGAAGUACCGGCCGAAGUCUUUCUCUGAGCUGGCUGGACAGAAUGUUGUUGCACAGUCUCUUUCAAAUGCUGUUUCUCAAGGAAAACUUGCUCCAAUCUAUCUCCUCCAUGGUCAGCACGGCAUUGGCAAGACAUCCGCGGCUAGAGUAUUCGCAGCGGCGCUGAAUUGCCUCUCUCCAGGUGGGAACCAACCUUGUGGGCACUGCGAGGAAUGCGUGGUCAUAUUCUCAGGAAACAGCAGCAGUGUGGUUGAGGUUGAUGCUUCCAAACUGGAUUGCAAAUCUAGGGUUGCUGUCUUGCUCAGGAAUGCCUGUGAAGUUCCUGCUUCUUCGCACUUCAAGGUACUUAUUGUAGAUGAUUGCCAACAUAUGGAUAAGGAGGGAUGGUACUCCAUCUACAGCAGCCUUGAAGGGAUCCCUGCGAGCUCAAUAUUUGUCAUGAUAACGUCCGACAUCGAUAAACUACCAAACAACUCUGCUGGAUGGUGCCAGAGCUAUAGGUUUUGCAAGAUAGACGACACAGAGAUUGUCCACCGGUUGAGCCAGAUCUGCACAAAAGAAGGUAUGGAGUUUGAAGUCGAAGCGCUGGAGCUUCUUGCUCGCAAGGCCAGUGGUUCCAUUCGGGAUGCAGUCCAAAUGCUUGACCAACUAACUCUGCUAGGAAAAAGAAUCAGCAAAUCAGUAACAUAUGACUUGAUAGGUGAUGUCUCAGAUGAAGAGUUGCUUGAUCUUCUUAAUCUGUCGAUGUCAUCAGAUGCUGCUACCAUUGUCCGGAGGGCUAGGGAGCUUUUGAGUUCGAAGGUCGAUCCCAUGCAGCUAUUAGCCCAGCUUGCAAAUCUUAUCAUGGAUAUUUUAGCUGGGAAGCACCCCUCAGAUUCUUCAGAAGUUAGGAAAGUUAUUGGCAAAAAUACAUCUGCUGAGGUGGACGUGCACAAACUUAGGAAUGCGCUGGAAAUACUUUCUGAAACUGAAAAGCAAUUGAAAACCACAAAGAACCAGUCCACUUGGCUCACCGCCGCCCUGCUACAGUUCAAUAUGAGAGAGCCUUACUGCCUAGAAGCCCUUGAUGAUACUGCAGUUUCAAGCAUGUUCACAGAGAGUCAAACAGACGACGGGGCUGCUGCCCUGAAAGAUGAAAGCUUAGAUACCAGUUCUCAUCUGUGCUACCAGAACAAACUUGGAUGUCUGGAUAUGAAUUUAGGAGAUCCAGAUGUACUGGAGACAAUAUGGAUGAAGGCUCUUGAGAACUGCACAUCUAAGUCACUUCAUAAUCUGUUGCAGAAAGAUGGAAAGUUUUCAUCCCUGUACACAACCCAAGGUGUGGCAGUUGCUGAGCUACAAUUCUGUCAUCCUGAGGAGGUACCAACAUCAGAGAGCUUCUGGAUGCCACUUGUUGUUUCUCUGCAGAAUUUGCUCAAGUGCAACGUGGACAUCAGGAUCAAUCUUUCUCCAAUCUCCAUCAGCAACAGGACUGUAUCCAAGAAUUCGUCGGUCAGCCUGGUCAUGCAAUCCAGAGAAGAUCAACAGGCGCAGAAUCCAGUCGCCACGGACUGCAGAACCGUAGCUUCAUCCAGAAGGGAGUGCCCUUCGCCACCGCUCCCAGGGCAACCCAAGGAGAAAGCAUCUCGCAUCCUGGGAUGCCUUCACGGUGCAGAUAGCGAAACGGGAGAUGCGGAGUCGAGGAUCCUGAGCUACCAGAAGAUCUCUGUCAUUCCUGAAGCAUCCACUACAGGGAAUGUCGCCUCGAAAGCUGGAGAGCACAUACCAAAGGUCUACGAAUUCAAAGGUCGUCGCUGCGGUGGCUGUUUCUCUGAGGUUCUACCAUGUGGUUCGUGCGCCCCCUCUCGGAAAUCCCAGCCACACGACAAGCAGAGAGCUCCGCGGCCUCGCAAGGGGCUCUUCAGCUGCUGUUUCUGCAAGAUCAGACCAGACUGCAGAACGAAAGCUGAUGCUGUGUACAGGUCCGAAACCCAGGAGGUGUUCCAUGGGUAGCAACUAGCAAGCAUAUUGUAGCUUAAAAGCUAGGAGAUGAGCACCGUUGAAACAAGGCUGAUUAUGUUCUGUCAUUUCGGUACGGAUGUGGGCAACCAAAUUCCAUGGAAACUUAGAUCAGUUUAGUCGAGUCUUUGAACUGCAGCCCGCUCCUGAGUCUGACUCUAGAUGUGCAUCGUAGAUGUCAGAGUACUGUCCAAUAGGUCUUCUAAACUGUAGUGGUACGGCAAUGAUAGAAUCCAUCAGAAAAGAUCCUUUUGUUGCGUUCA
Molecule: messenger RNA, 2913 nt
Organism: Hordeum vulgare subsp. vulgare (domesticated barley)
Lineage: Eukaryota; Viridiplantae; Streptophyta; Magnoliopsida; Poales; Poaceae
Product: protein STICHEL-like 2
Exons: 6
Coding region: 221-2644 (807 amino acids)
Biological process (GO): DNA repair; DNA-templated DNA replication
Cellular component (GO): DNA polymerase III complex; nucleus; DNA replication factor C complex
Molecular function (GO): ATP binding; DNA-directed DNA polymerase activity; DNA binding
Source: RefSeq, a predicted model, not a curated record